Molecule: messenger RNA, 2647 nt
Organism: Rhopalosiphum maidis (corn leaf aphid)
Lineage: Eukaryota; Metazoa; Arthropoda; Insecta; Hemiptera; Aphididae
Gene: mtm
Product: myotubularin-related protein 2
Exons: 11
Coding region: 650-2551 (633 amino acids)
Biological process (GO): dephosphorylation
Molecular function (GO): phosphatidylinositol-3,5-bisphosphate 3-phosphatase activity
Source: RefSeq, a predicted model, not a curated record
UAGAACUCUAUGGAUAAAUCUUAAUAUCAGCAUUUUUUUAAAAUUAAUGAAUAAUUUGACAUAUUAAAAUUUUUAAUAUCUGUAAUAAAUACUGCAUUUAUAAGCUGUGGUCGCCACUAUUAUUACUGAUGAGAUUUUUUGUAACUACAAGUAGAAAUUAACUAAUACAAAUUAUACAAUCAUGAAACGCGUUUCGAGAAUUGAGACGGUUAACAUGAUUAUCUAUAAACAAAGAAUUCAUCACUAUAUAGCAAAUCAAGUGGCAAGUGUCACAUUCAGAGUACUCUACUCUGUUUAGAGCUGUGUUCAUGUAUAGUGAUAAGAUCUUUGUAUUUAGUACUUAUUAGUUAUUUCACAGUUAUAUAGACAAAUAUUGUACAUAUUCGUGACUUAUUUACACUUUAAAAAAAUUGGUGCAAUUUAUUAUUUACAUACAUUAUACAACACUAUAAUAUUGUCGUUAACUGUUAAGAAUGUGAUAAGAUAACAUUUACGAUAAGAUUAAAUUAUUAAAUAUAAAUAUUGCUUUUAUGUUUAAUUAUCAUAAAAAAAAGUAAAAUAACAUACCUAGAUAAUAACUUAAAAGUAAUUGUUUUGUCUAAACAUGAAUAAACUAUGAAAUGUUAAUAUAACAUUUUCUUAAUUGGCUAUGGAUUUAAAUAACAAAUAUCAAAAUAUGAGUUCAGAUUCAGAUUCCAAAUCUAGUUCUUUGAAUUCAAAAAUCGAACAAGAAGAAUCGGAAUCAAAUUCACCUACUAAAAGCCGCAGAUCAACAAGUUCUACGUCAAAUGAAAUUCCAACUGUAGGUGAUAUAAAAUUAAGAAAUAAACUAUCUGAAAAUAUUACUUCUGGUCGUUCAGAUGAUCCCCCAUUAUUACCAGGAGAAAAAGUACAAGGUGUGGCUCGAGAUGUUACUUAUUUAUGUCCAUUUAGUGGUCCAGCAAGAGGUUGGUUAUCUGUCACCAACUAUAAAUUAUACUUUAAGAGUUUAGAACGCGAUACACAGCUUAUAAUUGAAGUACCGUUGGGUGUGGUGAGUAGAGUAGAAAAAGUUGGUGGCCAAUCAAGCCGAGGAGAAAAUUCAUAUGGUAUUGAAUUAUUCUGUAAAGAUAUGAGAAAUUUACGCUUUGGUCAUAAACAAGAGAAUCAUUCUAGACGUAAUGUGUUUGAAAAACUUCAGCAAUAUGCAUUUCCUUUAUCUCAUAGUAUUCCAAUGUUUGCUUUUGAAUAUACUGAAAUAUUCCCAGAAAAUGGUUGGAAUGUUUAUGAACCUAUGGCUGAACUCAAAAGAAUGGGUGUACCAAAUGAUACUUGGCACAUUACUAAACUGAAUGAUGGUCAUGACCUUUGUGAGACAUACCCAGCAAUUUUAGCUGUCCCAGCUGGAGCAACAGAUGAAAUUAUAAGAAAUGCUGCAGCUUUUAGAAGUAGAGGUCGAAUACCAGUAUUAAGCUGGUUGCAUUCUGAAUCUCAAGCUACUAUAACUAGGGCAUCUCAACCUUUGGUAGGUGUUGGUGGGAAGAGGUGCCGUGACGAUGAAAGAUACACUCAACUUAUAAUUGAUGCAAAUGCACAGUCGCAUAAACUUUAUAUUAUGGAUGCAAGGCCCAGUGCUAAUGCAAUUGCCAACAAGGCUAAAGGAGGUGGUUAUGAACCAGAAGAUGCUUAUCAAAAUGCAGAAUUAAUAUUUCUUGAUAUUCAUAACAUUCACGUAAUGAGGGAAUCUCUAAGAAAACUAAAAGAAAUAUGUUUUCCAAAUAUUGAUGAAACAAAAUGGUUGUCGGGAAUUGAAUCUACAUAUUGGUUAAAACAUAUUAAAUGUAUUCUGGCUGGAGCUUGUCGUAUUGUUGAUAAAGUAGAAAAUCAUAAAACUUCAGUUUUAGUGCAUUGCUCUGAUGGAUGGGACCGUACAGCCCAAUUGACUGCAUUAGCCAUGGUACUUUUGGACCCAUAUUAUAGAACAAUAAAAGGAUUUGAAGUAUUAAUUGAAAAGGAAUGGCUUAGUUUCGGUCACAAAUUUCAACACAGGAUUGGCCAUGGAGAUGAUCAUCAUUCAGAUGCUGAUCGAUCACCUGUUUUUUUACAGUUUAUAGAUUGUGUUUGGCAAGUGACAUGUAUGUUUCCAAAUGCAUUUGAAUUCAAUGAGUUAUUUUUAAUAACUAUUAUUGAUCAUUUAUAUUCUUGUAGAUUUGGAACAUUUCUUUUCAACAGUGAAAAAGAGCGCUUACAAAAAGAAGUGAAGCAAAAAACUGUUUCACUCUGGUCUUACAUUAACAGUGAUCAAGAUUUAUAUAAAAACCCUUUAUACUGGCCCCAGCAACAUGCUCUAGAACCAGUUGCUUCAUUGCGCUACAUUAAAAUGUGGAAAGGGCUGUAUUGCCGAUGGAAUCCAAGCAUGAGACCACAAGAACCGAUUCAUCAAAGAACUAGAGAACUUCUACAUAUGAAAAUGCAAUUAAUGAAAAUUUCAGAUGAUUAUCGACGAGAACUUAGACAUAAAGCAUCUAGAAACACUUCUAGCAACCGAUUAACUUCUCCUAUACACAUUUAAAUUAUAAAAUUAUCAAUACUGUAUUACAUCUCAUUAAUUUGUUAAACCUAUUUAUUUUAUAUGUUUUAUUGUUAUUAAAGAAAAUUAUAAAUCAUA